CGCCGGCCCGCACAUGGGAGCGGGGCCGGGGGGCCGCGGGUUCGAGGCUCGGCUCCGCUGGGCUCGGCUCAAUUUAACUGCCCGCCCGCCCGCCAUGGCCCGGCGGAGCGCACUCUCCAUCCGCAUCGUGGAGGGCAAGAACCUGCCCGCCAAGGACAUCACAGGGAGCAGCGACCCAUACUGCAUCGUGAAGAUCGACGAUGAGGCCAUUAUCAGGACUGCCACGGUGUGGAAGACGCUGUCCCCGUUCUGGGGGGAGGAGUACGAGGUGCACCUCCAGCCCACCUUUCACAGCAUCUCCAUCUACGUCAUGGAUGAGGAUGCACUGAGCCGCGAUGACGUUAUCGGGAAGGUCUGCAUCACCCGGGACACGCUGGCGGAGCACCCAAAGGGCUACAGUGGCUGGGUGAGCCUCAGCGAGGUGGACCCCGAUGAGGAAGUGCAGGGGGAGAUCCACCUGCGGGUGGAGGUCCUCGGGAGCCAGGGUGGUCGGCAGCUGCGCUGCACCGUGCUGGAGGCCAGGGAUUUGGCCAGGAAAGACCGGAACGGCGCCUCUGACCCCUUUGUCCGCUUGCGCUACAAUGGGAAGGUGCAGGAGAGCACCGUGGUCAAGAAAUCCUGCUACCCCCGCUGGAACGAGACCUUCGAGUUCGAGCUGGCCGAGCUGGCUGAGGAGAAGCUGUGUGUGGAGGUGUGGGACUGGGACCUCGUCAGCAGGAACGACUUCCUGGGCAAGGUGGUGUUCAGUGUCCAGGGGCUGGAGGCAGCCGGGCAGGAGGAGGGCUGGUUCCGGCUGCGGCCAGACAAGUCCAAGACAAGGGAGGACGAGCACCGAGGCAGCCUGGGCUCGCUGCAGCUGCAGGUGAGGCUGCGGGACGAGACGGUGCUGCCCUCCCACUGCUACCAGCCCCUAGUCCAGCUCCUGUGCCAGGAGGUGAAGGCAGGGCACCAGGAUGGCCAAGUGCACCUGGUCACCCUCUUCGAUGAAACCACCACAGCUGAGUGCCGGCAGGAGGUCGCAAUCAACUUGGUCAAACUCUUCCUGGGCCAAGGGCUGGUCAAGGAGUUCCUGGACCUGCUCUUCGAGCUGGAGCUGGCCAAGCCCUGUGAGCCCAACACUUUGUUCCGGAGCAACUCCCUGGCCUCAAAGUCAAUGGAGUCCUUUCUCAAGGUGACGGGGAUGUCGUACCUGCACGCUGUCCUGGGGCCCACCAUCACCCGCGUGUUCGAGGAGAAGAAGUAUGUGGAGCUGGACCCCGGCAAGGUGGAGAUCAAAGAUGUCGGGUGCUCAGGGCUGCACCGGGUGCAGACGGAGGGUGAGGUGAUUGAGCAGAGCUGCCAGCACCUCCAGUCCUACCUGGGUGAGCUGCUGGAUGCCAUCGUCAAGUCGGCCCCAGCAUGUCCCCCCAUCAUCCGUGCAGCUUUCCGGAAGCUCUUCUGGCGUGUUGGGGAGCGCUUCCCCCAGCACCAGCACGCCAAGUUCGUGGCUGUCACCAGCUUCCUCUGCCUCCGCUUCUUCUCGCCAGCCAUCAUGACCCCCAAACUCUUCCACCUGCGGGAGACGCACGCCGACGCACGCACCGGCCGCACGCUGCUGCUCCUGGCCAAGGCUGUCCAGAUGGUGGGCAACAUGGAGCCAGUGGCUGGGCGGGCCAAGGAGGCCUGGCUGGCCCCGCUGCUGCCCGCCCUGCAGCAGGGCAUUGCCCAGAUGAAGGACUUCAUUGGCCGGCUGGUGGGGACGGAGGAAGAGGAGGAGAAGGAGGAAGGUGAGGGGCAGCCACUGUGCCCCCCCACUAUGGUGAUGAAGGAGGGGCCGCUCUUCGUCCAUAAGACGCGGGGCAAGGGGCCGCUGCUUGCCGCUGCCAUCGCCAAGAAGCUCCACUUCUGCCUCACCAGGGAGGCCCUCAGCUUCAGCAAGAGCCCCGGUGCCGAGCGUAGCGGCGCUAUCGCCCUGGCCGACAUCCUUGCUGCUGAGAAGGUGGAGGAGAAGAGCUUUGGGAGCUCCCAUGUCAUGCAGGUGGUCUACAUGGGUGCGGAUGGGCAGCAGGAGACCGCCUACCUCCAGUGCAAGUGCGUCAAUGACCUGAACCAGUGGCUGUCAGCCCUGCGCAAGGUGUGCGUCAACAACCCCCGCAUGCUCCACGCCUACCACCCCGGCAUCUUCCGGGGGGACAAGUGGAGCUGCUGCCACCAGCGGGAGAGGACAGGGCUCGGGUGCGACCGGACCCGGCACGGUGUCACCCUGCAGUACUGGAGCGACCCCCUGGACCCCGCUGCGGAGGCACAGCGCCUCUUCCACCACCUCCAGGGCCUCCGAGAGACCCUCAGGGAGAAGUACUGGGAGCUGCUGGAGCCAGAGGAUGCCCAAAAUGGCCCCCGGGGUGAAUGUGCCCCCUUGUCUGAGGGGCUGAGCCGGCUCUUCGGGGUGCUGGGGGACCUGGAGGGCUGCCACCGCCUGGUGCAGCCCCCAACCCCCCCAACCCCCACCCUGCUGCAGCUGCAGACAUGAGGGGCCUGGAGCCCUCCCCGCCCUGGGGGUUGGGGUCCCCACGCUUCGGGGAGCGCGGCGGUGGCAAUAAAGGCACUUUGUACUCUGCA
Messenger RNA from Phalacrocorax carbo (great cormorant), 2598 nucleotides. The record is from RefSeq and is a predicted model, not a curated record. NCBI's taxonomy places the organism in Eukaryota, Metazoa, Chordata, Aves, Suliformes, Phalacrocoracidae.